Messenger RNA from Xylona heveae TC161, 464 nucleotides. RefSeq names its product ubiquinol-cytochrome C reductase. The coding region runs from base 65 to 265 and encodes 66 amino acids. Gene Ontology annotation, biological process: mitochondrial electron transport, ubiquinol to cytochrome c. The record is from RefSeq and is a predicted model, not a curated record. Lineage: Eukaryota; Fungi; Ascomycota; Xylonomycetes; Xylonales; Xylonaceae. The transcript is spliced from 5 exons.
CGUCCGUCUUUGCUCCUUCGAAUCUUCCUUUCCGUGUUGUUGACCGUGUUCGCGACUUCUCAAAAUGGCAGGCCUGGCUUCCACCAUCUACAACUCCCUCAUCCGGAAGAACACUGUCUUCCUGACUACCAUCUUUGCCUCCGCCUUCGUCUUUGAACUUGGCUUCGACUCGAUCUCCAACCGAGUCUGGGACUCAUUCAACCAGGGCCGGCAAUGGAAGGACAUCCGUCACAAGUACGUCCAGGCCGAGGAGGACGAGGAGUAAGGAAGAACCAAUGGCAUAUUCUUGAGGAGCAGUCGGCAUUGUAUUGCUAAGUCGCAUGCCGAAGACUUAGAGCGGGAUCAUUAGAUUGUGUAUUAUAUCAAGAGAUCCAAAUUACUGUCCAUAUCCUUGGACCGCGUUCUCAACAUGUAUCCGUGAUAAAUUGAAGAUAUGCGCCGAUGAGAGGACGAAGCGUUGCGAC